Molecule: messenger RNA, 6880 nt
Organism: Linum trigynum
Lineage: Eukaryota; Viridiplantae; Streptophyta; Magnoliopsida; Malpighiales; Linaceae
Source: the annotation of a GenBank genome assembly
CUGAACUAUGUAGCAAAGUUUCUCAUUUGGCCUGGAGGCCGGUUUGACCGUUAAAUCAGACGGUCAAACUUGUUGACCGUUAGUCAAUGCCCACCUCACCUUCCACGUCAGCUUUGAGGACAUAAUUUUUUUUUUAUUUCUGAUUUUUGUUUUCUUGUCAUUUGCUAAAAAUGGGUCCUUUUUCGUUCUUUUAAUUAAUUUUUUUAUUUAUUAUUUUUAUUAAUCGAAAGAAAACAAAAUUCAGAAAUUAAAAAAAAAAUUAUGUCCUCAAAGCGGACGUGGCAGGUGAGGUGGACAUUGACUAACGGUCAACAAGUUUGACCGUCUAAUUUGACGGUCAAACCCGCCUCCAGGCCAAAUGAGGAAGUUUGUUACAUAGUUCAGGCCAGAAUAGCAAUUUUCAAUACCACGGACCAAAGUAGAAAGUAUGUGUAUAGUUCAGGCCAAAUUAAGGUAUUAACCCUAAAAAAUAUCAUGUCAAACAGUACCCUUUAACUAUUAAACGAGAAGCUACUCAAGCUCUUGUAUGACAUACAAUGUUUCUCAAUAUGAUUUGUAAUGUCGGUUAGUUUGAUGAUUAUAGUAAAGAUUCCAUAUUUAACAUGAAUAAACAUUGGGAUGCUUGCUGUUUGUAGUCACAUUUGCGGGUAUGAUUUGUAAUGUUUCUCCGAUAUAUAUAUGGUUUAUAGUGCAAGUUGUUUUUAUGAUUUGUAAUUAUUAAAUAUGUUAUUAUUGAAUAUUAAUAUAUUAUGCUGAUCAUGAUUUAUAGCCUUUGUAUAGAUGAUAUAUAGUGUUGUUUAGUUUAACUUGUAAGUUUUUUCUCAACCUGAGUUACAAUGUCAAUCUAAUCCAUAUAAUGUAUGAUUAUUACUAACUUAGACUUAGAGUUUCUGAACUGGAAAAACCCAUCAUGCAUAAUAGAGCUACAAGGUUAUUUGGUUUGGUACAAUUCUUUUUCAUUAGAUACACCAACUCUUUGAGUUUAAUGUGUACCAAACCUCACCUCUCGGUCUCGGGUGGCGCUUAAUUGUUGUAUUUCGUAGGGCAUGACUUUUUUCUGGGUGAACUCUAAAUACAGUGUACAGAAGGAUAUAUAGAUUUAAGUUAUUAAUUAACUAUAUAUAUAAAAAAAGAUAACAUAUUGAAAACUUGAAAUAAAAAACCGAAAGUGACUUGAGAGAGAAGAGAUGACCAGACGACAACCAUUGUUAGAGUCCACACGGUCGACAAACAAGUGUGUAUGUGUGUAAGAGAUAUUAGUUCUCUCAAGGAAACAGUAGCGUCCAUAGCUUAGCUGUUCCAUGAUAUAAAUUAAUUAUAAAUCAAACACAAUCCAAAUUAUUGGUCAAAUAAUUUAUAGCCUUUGACUUUUUCCCAAAGUCAUUAACAAAAACUAUAAAGAAAAUAAAAGGGGGCAAAAUAAUCCGAAACCAGCCAAAAAACGACCCCUUAACCUCACGUACAAAUGGGGAAGGAUCUGACUUUCAAACCUUUCUCCCCGCCGCAGCCUUUGAUCCCUCUCCUAUAUAUAAAUCCCCACAACUCCCACAGCCUUUCCCCAUUGGCCUUUCCCUCCUUUUACUAAGUCAGCGCAUUAAUCAAAAAUCUUAAUCUCUUCCCCUUAAUUCUAUGGGCGAGUUUGCAUUCAUGGCGGAUUGGGAUCUGGACGCCGUGGUCAGAGGCGGCAGCAGCUGCAGCCAUAUAAUAAACGCCCCCGCCGCAGCAGAUCAGAUUCAGCCUUCUUCCUUCAACUUCGACUUCGACAGCUUCCACGACGAACCAUUUCCUUUUGCUUCUUCUUCUUCUUCGAUGGAACAAGUGAUUAUUGAUGAUGAUUAUACCGAUUUGGAUGGGUUGCUGGAAGGGCUUUACCAGCCCUUUUGUUGUAACCAACCGUUGAGUAUCCUCACCACCACCAACGCCGCCAUGGUUGCUCCUCCUCCACCAGCCUCCGCCGCCGCAGCCAUCUGCAGACCAGAACAACCGUCGGCAAAGCUUCCAACUGUAGUUUCCGAUCUGUCGUCUGCUUCUUCUUCUUCUACGGCCGCUCAAAGUAGCUCCGCAGUCAAAUUGCGGAAAAGGAGGAAUCAGCAGAAGAGAGUUGUUCAACAAGUAAGGGAAGAAGGGAUUUCGUCGGAUAAAUGGGCUUGGCGUAAAUACGGGCAGAAACCCAUCAAAGGAUCGCCUUACCCUAGGAGUUACUAUAGGUGCAGCAGCUUGAAAGGCUGCCCGGCGAGGAAACAAGUGGAGAGAAGCACCGCCGACCCUUCGGUCUUCAUCAUAACAUACACGUCGGAGCACAGCCACGCGCAUCCCACGCGCAGGAACUCACUCGCCGGCAGCACCCGGGUGAAGAAUUCCAUCUCCGUCGUCGCUAAUGGUGAGGGAGCUUCUGCCACGGCCUCUGUCAAAGGCGACGAGCACUACUCUCCUUCCGUAGCUGAAGACGAGCUGAUGAUGGUGAAGGAGGAAGAUGAAGGUGGAGUGCUCUUCCAGGAUGUGUAUCAGAGUAGCAGCAACGAUGAAUUCGUCGGCUCCGGCGAUUUAAGUUUUAGCGACGCAUUGUAUCCGGGCGGUGAGGGUUUAGAUGUUGACAGGAUGUUUCUGAAUCCAUGGUAAUUAACGAAAACUGUACUUUUCUUUGUUUUACCUCAUUAAUCCAUUUUUGCUAUCUGUCAUAAUUUCAAGGCUUUGUAUAGUUGAAGAUCCCCAUUCCAAUUAAGUGUGCCAAGAUGCAUGCCACACAUAUAAGUUAGGCCAUAUGUUGUAUGUAGUUUUCAGGAGUAAAGAGUAAAUGUAGAUCUAUAUAUGAAUUAGCAUUGUUGUAAUAUUGUUUCUAACCAUACAAUAUUACAAAAAUUGGAUUGGGAGUAAAUUUGGUGAUUUCUCUCUUCAUAAGAAUUGAUUUAUUCCAAUCACCCAAAUUGUUUAAAAGGUAUUGUAAAUUAGAUCCUGUAUUAUUUUCACAUAUCAGUCGUUAAUUUAACUUGAAAUUUUCAUAUGUGCAGCAUACUAGUACUUUAUGUUAAAAUAAAACAUUAGUACAUAUAACAUUUACUAGCUCGAAAGUCAGAAACUGAAAAACAAAACCUAUUCAACGAAAAAACCCUAUUUUAUUAGGUAAGAUUCUUAUUUCAUGUAAAAAAUGAAUUCAUUCUAGUAACUAAAAAAACUUGCAUCCACAAAACCUAAACCGCCCAAAGGGGUAGGAUAGUAUGCUAACCCCUAAAGGGGUAGUGAUUUUUGACACCCCCUUUAUGAUUGGCCAAUUUUAUUUCUAAUCAUUGGCAAGUAUUAAUUAAACUGGUUUUUUAUUUUUUUUAAUCUUGUAAUUUGGGGUCUCUCACCACAUUGGAAAAGAGAAAGAAUCUGGGGAAAAACGAAAUCACCCCCAUUAAUUACAUAAUUAAUUUCUCUCACUGGUACAUUAAUUACACGUACCACUCUACUGGUACACGUACCACUCCACUGGUACACGUACCACUCCACUGGUACACGUACCACUCCACUGGUACACGUACCACUCCACUGGUACACGUACCACUCCACUGGUACACGUACCACUCCACUGGUGCGAGCAAUCCACAAGGUAGGUUAGAGUGAGAACAAUACCAGUGCAAUGAUAUUUUUCAUAACAAUGAUAAACAAUAACGGAGCAACAAUGCAGUACCACUUCAAUGAUACAAAUACCACUCCACUGGUACACGUACCACUCCACUGGUACGUGUACCAGUAGAGUGGUACGUGUAAUUAAUGUACCAGUGAGAGAAAUUAAUUAUGUAAUUAAUGGGGGUGAUUUCGUUUUUCCCCAGAUUCUUUCUCUUUUCCAAUGUGGUGAGAGACCCCAAAUUACAAGAUUAAAAAAAAUAAAAAACCAGUUUAAUUAAUACUUGCCAAUGAUUGGAAAUAAAAUUGGCCAAUCAUAAAGGGGGUGUCAAAAAUCACUACCCCUUUAGGGGUAGUCAAGCUAACCGAUCCCUUACCACAAUGUUUGCUAAAUUGGGGGGAAAAUCGAUGUAUGGGGAUCGUGCAUAAUCAACAUAAUCAUUUUGGGAAUUCCAACAAACGGUCUCAUUUGUUAUAAAAAAUCGACUUGAUUAAAUGUUUUUAAGUCUAAAGCAACUAUUAAUAGAGAUGAAACAAGCUUUGGAAGAAGAGUGUCAUAGCAUAGUGAUCAUAAGUUCAUAACUAGUUAGAUUGAUCUUAAGUAUCUAAACUAGUUAAGUCCUUACUUUUGGACUAAUUAAAUAUUAGGGUAUGCCUACUAUGACAUACAUGUCACCGUGACAUGGACUUUUCGGUCGACCUAAUCCUGAAGGCGGUCGACCAAAUUGACUAAUUUGGGCAGCACGAGAAAGCAUUGCGGUCGACCUCAAAGACCACCUGGUCGACCGUUCUUAGUUUAAGUUUUUAUUUUUGGUUGACCAGAAUAAACCUCGGUCGGCCAUUUCGUUGGCGUCAGAAACAACAUGGUCGACCAGAUAAAGAAAGAGGUCGACCAGAUAGACGAUAAGUGUUCUAUCAAUUUAUCCAAUCAUUUGACGUAGAAUGAAGAUCAAGUGUUGGUGUCGAGGUCGACCGAAUACAAGAAAGUCAACCUAUGCCCCGUGUCUUUUUUUGCUUAUGUAUGUCGAUUGUGUGGUUCUUUUGCUCGUCUAAAUUACGCUUUAAACCAUCAUAACUAGUCAUAAAUAAUGAUAAUAAGGACUCAUCAAUUAUGCUAUGAAUUGAGGUCGACCGCCUUUAGGAUUAGGUCGACCGCAAUGCUUUCUCGUGCUGCCCAAAUUAGUCAAUUCGGUCGACCGCCUUUAGAAUUAGGUCGACCGAAAAGCAUGUCACCGUAGCAAAAUCCUAAAUAUUAUAGCGAGAUUAAAAGGAAAUGAGAUGCACAUUCCCGAAAAAAACUCAACAGUUUUUCCGGUGAAAAUACGGAAACAAUAAAUUAUUCUUCGACAAGAUUCACAUGUUGUAUUUAUUGUGUAUGGAUAUAUAUAAAAAAAUAAAUGUAAUGGAAAUUAAGUAUAUUUUUUACGCGACAAUUUCUUGUAAAAGAGGUAGAAUGUCGUCGUUUGAGUGCUGUUAACACAUGGGGGAUGACGGGAUCUCCUGUUUUUGAGUAAUGAUGAUAAUAAUGGAUCAACUGGUUACGAGGCGUAGAUUAUUCAAAGCCAAGUUGCGCAUUUCUACAAUAUAAAUUAACGAUUUGUUGGGUAUAAAUAUGGUGUAAUAAUAAAUAAAAUCAAGGUGUGAAAAGAGAUCCAGCCAGCCCGUUCCAAGCUCACCGCCUAACUGUGGGGAAAAGGGACAGUGAGCGAUGGUGCAAUAUUUUUUAAUAAUGGAGGAAAAGGAUGAGCCCCCUACACCUACUUGAUUAAUUAGUUUAUACAAAUAAUAAUAUCAUCGAAACCUAACAUUUUGCCUCCAAAUUCAAUUCCCGGCAAAGUCCCUUUGCUUCAAGCAACGAAAUUAAAUGCCCAUUUCAGGACUCACUUGACUUUGUCUCUGUAAUGGGAGCACACUUGUAAGUUAUUAAUGUAAAUGGCAUAUGUAAUGCGGUUCCAAUAUAUUUUAUAUACUUUGGAAACCAAAUUUAUAGUUUUUGUUCCAGAUCUAGGUAGUAUAGUAUUGUUUGGGAUAACAAGUUGGUUCGGUUCAUAUGACAGAAAUAUGAAUCAAAGAGUUCGUAUGAAAAGAACGCAAAUGGGUAGAGCCAGUGACGAAGUCAGAAAUCUGAAUUAAAGAGGGCUAAAAAUUCACGUUCAAGGGGAGGGGCUAAAGCCAUACUACAUAUUCUAUUUUUCAAAUUCAUCACAAAAUAUGUAGACGCAAAUUUACACAAUUUUAAAAGUUGAGGGGGAGGGGUGCUAUAGCCCGUCCUGGCUAUAACGUGACUCCGCCACUAGGUAGAGCCACUGGCGGAUUCAGGGGGUGGCCACCUCGGCCCCGGCCCAGCCCUCCUCUGGAUCAGUAGUUAGUAUAGUACUUAUGAAAAUUUUGAUUUUAGACAUUCGACCCAGUGUUAUUUUACGAUAUGAUUGGGUUUAACUAGAAAAAUUAUCAAGUUGAACAUAUUCAAAUCACUACUCUACAUUUAGCCUAGAAAUUUUAGCCCCAAAGAUUAUGCAUCUAAAAAAACAAAUAAACCUAAAAUUCUAAAAAGUUUAAAACGUAAAAGACUAAAAGAAAUAUGAGGUUUGUUCCCUUAAAAAUUUACUAGAGUAGCUGGUGUGCAGGGAUGAACACACGGUGCAAAUUGAUUAGUCGAUUGAUUUAUCUAUUGUUGAUGCUGCUCGUUUCAACAGCUACUACGAAGAGAACCUUUUCAACAAUGAAACAUGUGAGAACUAAUUUGCUCAACAAAAUGAGCGAUGAAUUUCUCGCCGAUUGCUCAAGUAUUUUAUUUGAAACAGUGUAUACUAUUGGUAUGGAUGUAGACUCCUUGAUGCAUUCCCUAAAUUAAAAUACAGUCGUGUACCAUUUACAUUGCUAAAAACUAUAAUCAUUAUAUUUUUUUUACGGUUCUAAUUUUCUAAUGAAAUGCGGCCCAGUGCUCUUCUGUGUUCUGGAUCCGCCGCUGGGUAGAGCCCAUCAAAGUUAAAAGUUGAGUGAAACUCUGAGAGAUUCAUUAGAAAACUGAUCAAUGUUAAAAAAAAUCAUAAUAUUUCAAAGUUGAGAUGAAUUUCUAGGCAUCCUAGCUCAAUAGUGACUAGCAAGGGUAGUCACCUUAACUCUAAGACCUAAAAACCUAAGACCAUUUACUCGAUUCCAGACCUAGCAUUUACUGUUAACACUAUGUUUCCUGACACAUCGUCGUAUAUUUCUUAAGUGACAGGGACGAUGAUAAUCUACUCAUCUUGUAUAAUCAAUUUAGUAUAGCAAA